Drosophila pseudoobscura is the source of this 2240-nucleotide messenger RNA. RefSeq names its product F-box and WD repeat domain containing 5 (gene Fbw5). NCBI's taxonomy places the organism in Eukaryota, Metazoa, Arthropoda, Insecta, Diptera, Drosophilidae. The record is from RefSeq and is a predicted model, not a curated record. The transcript is spliced from 3 exons. Bases 98 to 2074 code for a protein of 658 amino acids. Gene Ontology annotation, molecular function: protein binding. Gene Ontology annotation, cellular component: Cul4-RING E3 ubiquitin ligase complex; SCF ubiquitin ligase complex. Gene Ontology annotation, biological process: protein ubiquitination.
AAACCAGUUAUUACCAAUAGCACAAAGACAGUCGAGCUGUAAACCUCAUUGCAGAAGCGACAGCUGUAUCGACACUCGGCCCAAAUUCGGAAAUCAAAUGGAAGUGACCUUCAAAAAGGCCCGAUUGGUAAAGCACACAAAUGCAGCAGACGGAGAGUACACAACCCCCCAUGGGAGGGAGACUGAGACUUGCACCGAUCCGUAUGGCUGGUGGGCCUUGCCAGAGCCCGCCCUGCUGAAGAUCUUCGAGCGUUUAAAUGUCUUCGAACUGCUCCAGGCGAGUCUGUGCUGCAGGAGGUGGCACGGCAUAGCCAACGAUGAUCUGUUGUGGCGUCAAAAGUUCCAGGAGAACUUCAGAGCCUCGCCGAGCAUACCGCUAAAGCCAGGUGCAGAGAGCUGGCGAUCGGAAUACCAGCGUCUGUCCACACAAAUACCGUUUGUUCAGGCCCAGCGUCUGGAGCCCUCGAUGGAGAAUAAUCACGGGCAUACGCAUCAGGUGCUACAUGUGAGCUUCGCACACAAUGGAGAGAUGUUUGCCACCUGCUCCAAGGAUGGCUAUGUGAUAGUAUGGAACUCGCAGCAUCCAUGCACGGAAAAGUAUGCGCACAAUAUGAAACAAUUCAGCUGGAAGUACUCUCAAUAUUCGCAGUUCAAUCAGAGUGACACACUGCUGCUGGUUUCGGGUGUGCAUUUUGGAUCCCCACAGUCCACAUCAGGAGAGAUUGCCGUGUUCUAUCUGGGAGCGACAGAGUCCCAUUUACGCUGCAGAGUGGUCAAUCGUCCCUAUGAUAUAUUUGGCACUUGGUUCAGUGAUCAGUAUUUGAUCUCAGGGGACCUGCAUUGGCUGGCUCAUUUGGUGAGUACAUCGGUUCUGUGGCUGAAUAAGGCCAAUCAGGAGAUCGACUCUGAGCACGUUCCGAUAAUGAGCCAAUUGUACAAGUUCUAUAACCGCAAUGCGAGCUCGGUGAGGGCCAUAAUGGUGGCCAGAUGUCCUUGGUUGGAUGAAAGUAACGAUCCCUUGGCUAAGGUAGAGGAAGAGACGCGCAGUCCGCCCUUUCCGUUUCCCAGUAACGAUGAGCCAUCUGGUUCCCAGGCCAGUGGGAAUCCUCUGUCCCAUGCCGCCAGCCUUAGACGCACACGAAGUGCAACCCCCGAUGAGAACUACUUGCCAGACAUAAGCGAACGUCGGUCCAGAGCCCGGCCUGGAGAUGCCACCAUUCAUUACCUGGAGGAAUACAGAAAAGCAGUGGCCCCUACAAACGACGCCAACGAAGAAGAGGACGAGGAAGAGUACGACUCCAUGGAUGUGCAUGAGGAGUACGAUGAAAUGGAGAACAGCAUGCCUAAGUAUCUCAUCUUCUCGACGGGCUCUAAAACAUUUACCCCGCACCAGAUCGGCUUCAAGCGCAUAAGGAACGUUUACUUUCCCAAAAAACUUGAUCCUGGGCCCUCGCUGAAGGAGAGAAUAGCUGCCAAGCGGGCCGCCGAGCAGCAGCAGCAGCAAACUCCGCGCACGGAUCCAGAUUGGUGGGACUACGAUUCCGUCAAGGAUCGAUUUGAUCAGGUGGACAAAGUCAUCGAUCUGCACGGACACAUCAUUGGCAUGGCGCUGAGUCCGGAUCAUCGCUAUUUAUAUGUUAAUACGCGCCCCUGGCCAAAGCACUAUGUGAUUACCAAUCCUCUGGAGCCACCGCCAAUAGCUCAGGAGAUUGAUAUACAUGUGAUUGACUUGAUGACCCUGAAGAGAGUGGGGAACAUGCUGCGCGCCCAUAAGGCCUACACGCCCAGCACCGAGUGCUUUUUCAUAUUUCUCGAUGUCUGCGAGGAGUAUGUGGCCAGUGGGGCUGAGGACCAGCAUGCCUACCUAUGGGAUCGCUACUAUGGCAUUAGUUUGGCCAAGUUCAAGCACUCGGACGUGGUAAACAGUGUGGCCUUCAAUCCAAAAGACUCUGAGAUGCUCGUGACCACCAGCGAUGACUAUACAAUUAAGGUUUGGCGCUCACGGGCCAAGGCAAAGGCCUAUAACAUCCCCAUUAAUGUGAACGAAUCUUUCGAGCUGAAGCCGAAGAAAUGAAGGUCGCUUAGUCGCAUCAACACUUACACAUCCAUGUGCCUGCCCUAUCUCUUUAUGACAGAUGUUCAUAUAGAAGUUAAUCUUACUGCCGGAAAAAAGAUUGUUUAUAGCUGUUAGUAUUUAGUUACAACUUGUUAACGUUUGAAAAUAUACAUAAUCAAAAUCA